Molecule: messenger RNA, 3199 nt
Organism: Carcharodon carcharias (great white shark)
Lineage: Eukaryota; Metazoa; Chordata; Chondrichthyes; Lamniformes; Lamnidae
Gene: ro60
Product: Ro60, Y RNA binding protein
Exons: 9
Coding region: 139-1800 (553 amino acids)
Cellular component (GO): ribonucleoprotein complex
Molecular function (GO): RNA binding
Source: RefSeq, a predicted model, not a curated record
CGGUGAGAGAGAGAGAGAGAGAGAGAGAGGGGCUCGUGAGCGAAGGGAGGCAGGGGGUUGGGUGAGGGAGAGGGCUUGACCGGGAGCUGCUGUGUAUGCACCUUUACCAGAGACACGUCCAACGAUAGGGAUCGCAACAUGGAGCGUAUCACAGAUGGACUCAAAGCUGUUAGAAUGUCAUCAGAGCCUGAAGUGCACCAGACAGAACUAUUGAAUGACCAGCAUGCACCAAAGGCCGAAGGUGGUUACGUGUGGCAAGUGACUGACAUGAUCCGCCUGCGCCGGUUUCUCUGUUUUGGUUCUGAGGGUGGGAAAUACUACACCAAUGAGGAAAAACUUAAGAAAGAAAAUGCUCAGGCCAUAUUGAGACUGAUAGAAGAAGGUAAAGGAGUUGAAGUUGUCCAGGAAAUAAAGACAUUCGGUAUUGAAGGAAGAGCAGCUACGCAAGAUCCUACUUUGUUCGCUUUGGCUCUUUGCACACAGUGCUCAGAUGCUACCACAAAACAAGCUGCGUACAAAGCUCUAGCUGAAAUCUGCCGCAUUCCAACCCAUCUUUUCACAUAUAUCCAGUUUCGAAAGGAUCUCAGUGGAGGGAUGAAAUGUGGUAUAUGGGGAAGAGCCCUGAGGAAAGCAGUGGCAAACUGGUACAACAGUAAAGAUGGGAUGGCAAUUGCUAUGGCAGUUACGAAAUACAAGCGGAGAGCAGGAUGGUCACACAAAGAUUUGCUUCGGUUGUCACAUCUGAAGCCAGCUAAUGAAGAUCUCACUUUGGUUACCAAGUAUAUUAUGAAAGGUUGGAAGGAGGUUGAAGAAGCCUACAAGGAUAAAGACAACUCAGAUGGAAUCCAGAGGUUAUUGAAGUAUUUUGAGGCUCUGGAGAGAGUAAAAAUCACCCAAGAUGAACAUGAGGUUGCUCAACUUAUUGAGGAGUACAGAUUGGUCAAGGAACAUCUACUAACUAAUCACCUGAAAUCACAGGAGGUAUGGAAGGCAUUACUGAAGGAUAUGCCUGUUAUUACAAUGCUUCGAAAUUUGGGGAAAAUGACUACAGAUUCCAUCCUUAAACCAGGAAGUGAAGAGGUUACUAUGGUGUGUGAAAGACUGAAUAAUGAGACUGUCUUAAAGAAGGCUCGAAUCCAUCCAUUUCACGUUUUGGUGGCUCUAGAAACAUACAAAGGAGGAAAAGGAAAUCGAGGAAAGCUAAAGUGGAUCCCAGAUCCAGAAGUUUUAAUAGCACUUGAUCAGGCGUUUUAUAAAGCUUUCAAGAAUGUAGAACCAACUGGGAAGCGUUUUGUAUUGGCCUUAGAUGUAAGCUCUUCCAUGUGCAGUCAAGUUCUAGGAUGCAGAGCACUUUAUGCAUAUAGUGUUGCUGCAGCUAUGGCAAUGGUAGUUGCACGCACAGAAACCAAUUUUACAAUAGUUGCUUUUUCUGAUGAAAUGGUUCCGUUAUGUAUCACUUCAGAAAUGGCACUGGAUGAAGUAUUUACUGCCAUGCAUGUGGUCCCAUUUGGUGCCACUGACUGUGCUCUCCCCAUGUUGUGGGCUAUCAAGACAAAAACUGUUGCAGAUGUGUUCCUUGUCUUCACCGACAAUGAGACAUAUUAUGGAAAUAUUCAUCCUGUAGAUGCCCUAAGAGAAUACAGAAAGAAAAUGGGCCUCCCUGCCAAAUUGAUUGUCUGUGGAUUGACUUCUAACGGUUUCACCAUUGCUGACCCGGAUGACAAAGGCAUGCUGGAUAUUUGUGGUUUUGACUCUGGGGCUCUGGAAGUCAUUCAAAACUUUGCGUUGGAUUUGAUUUAAAUAUCGGAAGAAACCACUGAAUUAUUUAGUUAGAGUAAUUACUCAUCAGGUUUCUAGGACUGCAUAAACGAAAAACUCUCAAAAUGGAUUGCUAGUUUCUUGGUAGAGUGUCCGUUUGAAUUAACGGGUCACUAUAAAUGGCAUGACUGUAAAUGGAUUUUAAGAAUGUUCUGUCACAGCGAAUUGUUUUAAUUAUAGUGUACUUUUGACUUUCCGAUGUGGAGGGAUUUGUAAUCUUAACUAGAAACAUCUAAGUAGACACAACCAAAGUUGUGCUCCUUUUUUUGUUCAGUGAGUUUACAUAAGACCAUUUUGACAGUAAAUAGGUUAAAUGUAGUAGUGGAGAACACUUUAAUUGUAAUUUUUUGCCGUGAGCAGGCUGACAAGAGUUGAGAUGUUUCAGUCGUGGAAAGGGAUAACGUUUUUGAGGAGGAUUGGGUCACAAAAGUAUUCUGAGACAAGAAUUUUUCUACUGCAUUGUAUUCCGUAGUUCUUUUAAUAGUAAUUACGUGAAAAGAAUUGAAGAAAGAUGAAGUGGACAUUAAAGCCAGUGUGGGAAUGUAGUAAACUAGAGUUUUUAUAGGCGGAUUGUGCUGAAUAAAAUAGACUUUAAAAGGUGAACCUACGUGCAAGUAUGCUACUACCUUUAAAAAAUUCUAUUAUUCAGCUGUCAGAUAUAAGAGUUGGGUUUAAAAGACAUCCGUAAGUGUCACAUACACAAAAAUAGAUUCUACUUAACAUUCACCAGCACUUUGUUUUGAAAUAGAUCUUAGAUUUUUGUAGCUACUGUCACUGAGAGUCUGGAGAAGUGUGAGCUAGAGAUAUAUUGAAGAUUAAUAUAACUCAGAGAUUAGGUUAACAAUUAAAUUUCAUUUUGCAGGCGUUAGCGCAGUGUUAGCAUUGCUGAUUGACAGGAACAAUCCGUCGUUCAAGUAAACUGUCUCAUGUAUUGAUAGUCAAUCUAGAUAGUUUUAAGCAUGAAAUCUUUACCAAACAUGUAUGCGAGCCUGUAUAUAAGGUAAGCCAUAAGUGACAUAACUUUGCUGAUCUGAUCAGCCCUUUUUGAUUCUAAGGGUCUGAUGCAGCUCGCAACAUGUUACCAAACUUAUCAAUUAUGCUUCCAAUGUGAUCCUGUUUGAAAAGAAUACAUAUGAAGAGUUAUGAAUUAACCCCAUGAACAAGCCACUUUUUGUCAGGAGAAAUUAUCUUCAUGAUUAAGGAAAGCGUAAGCUGUUACGAGCAUGUUUUUGCAGUGACUGGGAAUUCCAGACAUCACUACAGUGUGUUUUUGAAAGAACGGAAUGCAAUAUUAUAAUGUUAGAUAUGUAAAUCAGAGGGAAUGGGGCUUGUAUGAAGAUGCUAAAAUUUCGACAUAAUAAAAAUGGUGUUGGGAAAGAAA